Molecule: messenger RNA, 5143 nt
Organism: Formica exsecta
Lineage: Eukaryota; Metazoa; Arthropoda; Insecta; Hymenoptera; Formicidae
Gene: Shal
Product: potassium voltage-gated channel protein Shal
Exons: 8
Coding region: 1912-3723 (603 amino acids)
Biological process (GO): protein homooligomerization; potassium ion transmembrane transport
Cellular component (GO): voltage-gated potassium channel complex; membrane
Molecular function (GO): protein binding; A-type (transient outward) potassium channel activity
Source: RefSeq, a predicted model, not a curated record
UCGUUGACUGUUUGGUGUCUACUCGUAAGCAUUUUCUCCUCUAUUCAGCAGCUUCGGCGAGGCUUUAUCCCCGCGAAUUUCAACUCCGUGAACGCGUGAGCGAGUUUACGAUUGUCCGCCCGUAAAAUACACAAAGGCUUCGUAGCAAGAAAUUCUUCUCAUCUUCAGCCAGCUGGCAUUCAUGAGCGGACAGCGCUUUGAAGAAAGCUGACGUCUCGAUACAUAGUGUCUUAAAUAAUAUUUUGUAAAUAGCUCUAUAUAUACAUAUAUAUACAUAAACUUUACCUGAAGAGAAAUUUACAAAAAAACCUAUAAUCUUUUCGCAAUUCUAAAUUUAUUAUCGCGUCAGCCUUUGAAACGAGCCUUCUUAUCGUUAAUAAAAGGAAACGUUUUGUUACUCGUUACUGGUAAAGCUUUCCCGACUCGAUAGGAACGCGUCCAUUCCAUUGACGAAUAAUGUCGUCGAUGACCGUCUUUUCGAGGAGUGCACUCGAAAAAUAUACGUAAGGAUCGGACAAAGAGCAAGCUCGACAAUGUAGUGUUCUGGUAGGUGCUUGCUGGCGGAGACUCAAGCUCAGACUAUCACGGUGGCCAAGCGAGCCGAAACAGGUGGAAAAUUUCCGGUGCGAUAUCCUGAAGAGUACCACGAAGAGCUAUCGUGCGAUUAUCGAUGAUGGUGGAAGGCACGUUGCCAGAACGCGAUUGGUUAGUCCGGCACGCGUCUCCGCUCGGCUCGUGCUUUGCUGCUACGUGGCGUUCAUCAUUUCGUUAAAUUUUUAUUUUUUUUUCGAAAACGGAAUAAGGAAGAAAGAAAUUUUUUGAGAAAUGCCAGGCGUGAAAUGACGAAUUUCGGGCUGGUACCCGAUCUUAGGCUGCCAAUGUCUAAGUCGUCGUUGCAACGUAAGAGAGGCAAAUGUUGCUUAGCCAGUUAUUAAUGCAUCUCUACGGGGUAUCAUUGCGACGUACGAAACUUAUGACGACGAAUACGGCAAAGUGGGAAAAGUCUUGAUUUCGAUAUCUGCAUCUCGAAGAGCAAAACGACGAUAAGAAAUUCUCGGAGAAAUUGGAAACUUGUUCCCGGGAGGGUAAAAGCUUCGUUGAAAAAAUUAAAUAUAGUCACGACGAGUAGUUAAAUAAAUAGAUUCGUAGAUAAAUAAGCGAACAAAUAGAUGGAAGUAGAGCGGCUACCGAUCGCCCGGGAGACGUAUAGUAAGUAGAGUUCUCAAAUGUAAGAGAGUUAAGAUCAGGUUAGAGAAACGUUUUAGAAGCUUGAGAAGAACUUGAAUUAAAAAUAGAGAGUAGCAGCGUGAUCGUUCUUUGAGAGAUGUAGACUAAUAGUCAUACUAGUAAUCGCGCGACGGACUUGAAGAAGCAUGAAUCAAACGACCGUCAGCUCAAGCUGACCUAAGAAGAACCGAGGCAAAAAGUGGCGUAUUCCACGCCACAAAUUGGAGAGAGGAAGUCUUUAAUUUUAAAGGAUAUAUUGGAUCUGAACUUAGAAGAAAUCUUUGGAGAGUUGCCAGUGGCGAAUGCAAAAAAUCGUUUUAUGUUUGUUGCAAGAAAGAUAUUUAGAGAGUAUCGUCAAAAUUUUAACGAACAUUUGAGCGGUGUCGUAAAUUUCAAUUUCGUAAAUGCCGAACCGGCAAAAAAAUAUAUAUAUAUAUAUAUUUCAUUCAAUCGAAGAACCUCAUCUUUCGUCGAAAAAAUUAUUUGCGAUAAUAGAAUCGAUGCGGCUUGAAUCGUGGAUAUUAGAUUUAUUGUAGCUCUAGAUCCGAAGAGAGAGCGAAGAUCUCUAGACAUAUCGAGUAAAGGUCGAUUCGGCAAAGCCGAGAGCAGAGCGUACCGCCGACGCUUCGAAUAAGAUCGACGCUGACUCUUUCGCUACCCUGAAGAAAGAUUCCACCGUCAAGCAUGGCCUCGGUGGCAGCGUGGUUGCCAUUUGCCCGGGCGGCGGCGAUCGGCUGGGUGCCGAUUGCCACACAUCCACUGCCACCGCCGCCGAUCCCCAAGGAUCGGCGCAAGGCCGAUGACGAAAAACUGCUGAUCAAUGUGAGCGGCCGUCGCUUCGAGACGUGGCGUAAUACCCUGGAGAAGUAUCCGGAUACGUUGCUCGGCUCGAACGAGCGCGAGUUCUUCUACGACGAAGAUAGCAAGGAAUACUUCUUUGACCGAGAUCCGGAUAUCUUCCGGCAUAUUCUCAACUAUUAUAGAACCGGCAAGUUGCACUACCCGAAGCACGAAUGCCUGACGAGCUAUGAUGAGGAGUUGGCGUUCUUCGGCAUUCUGCCAGACGUCAUCGGUGACUGCUGCUACGAGGACUAUCGGGAUCGGAAGCGCGAGAAUGCCGAGCGGCUGAUGGACGACAAGCUGAGCGAAAACGGCGAUCAGACCCUCCAGCAGCUGCUUGACAUCCGGGAGAGCAUGUGGCGAGCAUUCCAGAAUCCGCACAUCUCCACCGCCGCAUUAGUCUUCUACUAUGUUACCGGAUUCUUCAUCGCUGUGAGCGUACUGGCGAACGUUGUGGAGACCGUGCCGUGCGGGAAUCGUCCGGGUCGCGCCGGCACUCUCUCGUGUGGCGAGCGCUACAAGAUCGUGUUCUUCUGCCUCGACACCGCGUGCGUGAUGAUCUUCACGGCCGAGUACCUGCUGAGGUUAUUCGCCGCACCCAGCCGAUGCAAGUUUGCGCGCUCCGUGAUGUCGGUCAUCGACGUGGUCGCGAUAUUGCCCUACUAUAUUGGGCUCGGAAUUACCGACAACGAUGACGUAUCGGGCGCGUUCGUGACGUUGCGCGUGUUUCGCGUGUUUCGCAUCUUCAAGUUCUCGCGCCACUCACAGGGACUACGGAUUCUAGGUUACACCCUAAAGUCCUGCGCCUCCGAGCUGGGUUUCCUCGUGUUCUCGCUUGCGAUGGCCAUCAUCAUCUUUGCCACCGUCAUGUUCUACGCGGAGAAGAACGUCGACGGCACCAACUUCACCUCGAUACCAUCCGCCUUCUGGUACACCAUCGUCACGAUGACUACGCUGGGCUACGGUGACAUGGUUCCGAAAACGAUUGCGGGGAAAAUCGUCGGGGGUGUAUGCUCCUUGAGCGGUGUCCUAGUGAUCGCUUUACCGGUACCUGUUAUCGUCAGUAACUUCAGCAGAAUAUAUCAUCAAAAUCAACGUGCUGACAAACGAAAGGCGCAGAGGAAAGCCAGAUUGGCGCGCAUUAGAAUCGCGAAGGCGUCGAGCGGUGCAGCCUUUGUGAGCAAAAAGAAGGCAGCGGAGGCGCGUUUGGCCGCUCAGGAGAGCGGGCUGCAUUUGGACGAGUUGUACAAAGAGGAAGAUAUCUUUGAACUGCAGCAUCAUCACCUACUUCGUUGCUUGGAGAAGACUACGGACCGUGAAUUCGUGGAGAUGGAGGUGCCGUACAACGGUGCCCCGAAGAGGCCGGGCUCGCCGUCGCCCCUGACUUCCCCCGCGCACAGCACUGCCUCCAGGGGCGGCCUGCUACAGUCUUGCUGCGGGCGCUGCUACCCCCAACGUUACCAGCCGAAGGAACAGCGGGAGCCUGUAGUGGAGCACCCACUUCAGAUCAGCCAGGACCUAAAGAAGCGCGAUUCGCACAUCUGCGACAUGCAGGUCCUACAGCCACUUCCGGCCCCCACCAACACCGCCAACACCGCGCCCGUCAUGACUACUUCCGGUGGGCAACCACCGCUCCCGGUAUCGGAGACCGUUUGAAUCGCGACGAUCACGAGAACCGAUCACGAUCGUCUGUGUGUGAUAAUGCGUUAAUCAUGCAUUAUCACACCACCAUUCACCUAUAAACUCACCGCCGUCCUCCUCCACACCUGUGCUUGCUGAACCCGAUGAACGAACCACGGUCGACUACGGUCGAAGCAACGUAAUAAAAAUAAAUUGUUCGCAUCGAUGCCACGCGAGGUGAAGAUCAUCAUCAGGUUCAACAGCAUUCUAUUCGCGAUUGAUUCGCUCCUCAGAGGAUGUGGCGAUCGUUCGUUACUCGACGGGAUUCAUGGAGGAUCUACAAGGAAGAUCCAGAUUAUCGUGGAUGUUCUUUCGCGAUCUAUUCCGCCGCGGAUUGAUUGUUAUCGAAGCAUGAGGAUCGACGCGCGGUUUAUCCUCUGUGAUAAUAAUCCUAUCAGGAUUUGCGUCGUCUCGCAGAUUUUCGUUUAACAGAAAAAACAUCUCAUGUUAACAUGUCCUCGUUGCAGUCGCAUAUCGGAUGGAUUUCUGUAUGGAGAAGAGAACGUCGAGUCUUUCCUACGGAAAGUCGUGCCGAUUUACCGUUUAAUUUACGCCAGCAGCGAGAGACGGGUUCGCGAAAUGGGUAACCAGGUGUGGCUGAGCGAUUGCAAUUAGGGUCGCGAAUUAUACGGGAUUUGUUCGUGUGGGGUCGUGUUCUCGAAAAUUUUGCACUACUAUUUCGUGUCAGACCGUUCUAUAAAUAAUGUUCUUUCUUAAUUAAGAUUCUUGAAGGGAAAGAAAAGGCGCAUACCGUUAAUUGUAAUUAUUUAAAUAAUCAAGGAUUUAUUAAUUAGUCAAGAUUAGAAGUUUAUUUGCACAUUAGUGACGAUGUUACUUCACGAUUUUUAAUGAUUAUUAUAACAGUUAUGAAUACAUAUUAAUAAUCGGUGCUAAGCUGAAGCUCAUACUUAUUGUUAGUUCUAUAUGCAGUUGUUUGAUUCUUUUAUUGUCUUUGUAUUAAAGAAUUUGUAUUAUAUGAUGUUUUUUUGCAUAAUUACAAUUCAGACAAAUACAUUUCAGAUCAGGCAUCCAUUUAGCGAUCAAGAGAAGAAAAAUAUGUAUUUAGGCGUUUAUUUCAUGGUUUUAUAUUCCGAAAUUAUUUCCAGAAAAUAAAACAUUUUAUCUUAAUUGGUUACAGUAUAUAAUAUUACAGUCGAGAGAAUUCUUAGAGAAUAAAACUCUCUCACACACAAGUACCAAUCUCUAGCACUAUAUAUGAAUUCAAUGAGUUCUAAUAUGUAUUGUAUGAAUUACAUGCAGGGCAUACAAUUAUGAAACUGUAUACGUAUAUCAUAUAAAUACUAAUCGUUGAAGUUAAUCAAACAAAUUUAAUAAUUUGUAUUAUGUUAUUUUAAACAUUUUGAUAAUCUCGAAUAUACGUAUAUGAUUAAAAUAU